Messenger RNA from Calypte anna (Anna's hummingbird), 2129 nucleotides. RefSeq names its product CCM2 like scaffold protein (gene CCM2L). NCBI's taxonomy places the organism in Eukaryota, Metazoa, Chordata, Aves, Apodiformes, Trochilidae. The record is from RefSeq and is a predicted model, not a curated record. Gene Ontology annotation, biological process: heart morphogenesis.
GGCUGCGGCGCCGAGCGGGGCCGGGGGGGCUGUGCCAGGGGGGCUGUGCCGGAGCAGCACCACGGCCCCAACAUGGACUGCGAAGCCAAGAAGGGCAAGAAGGGCUUUGUGUCACCCAUCAAGAGGUUGGUGUUCCCCAAGGCCGCUCGCAAGCCCGCACCCCGCAGCACCGCGUACCGCCGGCCCCUCCACUCCGUGCCCCUCUACCCCCCCGACUACCUGAUUGACCCCCAGAUCCUGCUGCAUGACUACGUGGAGAAGGAGGUGAAGUUUUUAGGCCACUUGACCUGGGUGACAGCCUCCCUGAACCCCUCCAGCCGGGAUGAGGUGCUGCAGCUGCUGGACACGGCCAGGCAGCUGCAGGAGCUGCCGCUGCAGACAACCCCGGAGCAGGACAGCAUCCUCAGCCUCUCCGCCCGCUGCCUCCUGCUGACCUGGCGGGACAACGAGGAGCUGAUCCUGCGCAUCCCCACACACGAGAUCGCUGCUGCCUCUUACCUGCGCGAUGACGCCCUGCACCUCCUCAUCCUCAAAACAGGCAUGGGAGUGGACCCGGUCCCCGCCGGAGCGCACCCCGAGGCAGCCCCGGCCGGUGUCCCCGAGGCCUUCCCCGCCGAGAAGCGUCCGGGGGGCUCGUGGCCGGCGGGGGGGCGGCUGGGGGGGCCGAUGGAGCGGCGGCACACGAUCUGCAGCCUGGACUGGAGGGCAGCACGGGGCGGGCAGGAGGGCAGGCAGGGCGGCAGCCUGGAGAGGCGGCGGGGAGGCAGCUGGGAGAGGAGGCAGCGCGGGCGGCCCUCGGGCAGCUGGGAGCGGCGACAACCCGGGGGUGGCAGCUGGGAGCGGCGACAACCCGGGGGUGGCAGCUGGGAGAGGCGACAACCCGGGGGUGGCAGCUGGGAGCGGCGGCGAGCUGGUACCGCCGGCGGGAGCUGGGAACGGGGCGCUGGGUUCGGCAGCUGGGAGCGGCGACACACGGGCAGCAACCCCCUGGACCCCCAGGAGCCCUGUCCCGACGCCUACUCCAACCUCGUCAUCCUCGCCGUGCCCAACAGGGAUGCCGGGGAGGAGUCCUGUGCCCUCAUCUGCCAGGUCUUCCAGAUCAUCUACGGGGACCAGAGCAUCGAGUGCGUGGACCGUGCUGGGUACCACUACACCUCCACACCCACGCGGCCCUGGCUCUCCAGCAGGAGUGAGAGCUGCCGCACGGACGGGACGUAUGGAUACGAUGCUGACUUCAGCUGCUGCAGCUCCUUCAAUGGCUCCCACGAGACCUUCGAGGCGUAUUACAGCGGUGGUUCCUCACCCUCCUUCCACCGGUCCCACCACAGCCUGGCCACCGCCUGCAGCAGCAGCGACCAAAGCGGCGCGGGGCUGGAGCAGCUCCAGGACUACAUGAUGACACUGCGCAACAAGCUGUCACCCCAGGAGAUCCAGCAGUUCGCUCUCCUGCUCCGCGAGUACCGCUUGGGCGGGCCGGUGCGGGAGUACUGCGGGGAGCUGCUGCGCCUCUAUGGGGAGCGCAGGAAAUUCCUUCUCCUGGGGAUGAGACCCUUCAUCCCCGACCAAGACAUCGGAUACUUCGAGACGUUCCUGGAGAGCAUCGGGAUCCGGGAGGGCGGGAUCCUGACCGACAGCUUCGGCCGCAUCAAGCGCAGCAUGAGCAACACCUCGGCCUCGGCUGUGCGCAGCUACGACAGCUGCUCCCUGCGCUCCGAGAACGAAUCCUUCAACCGCAUCAUCACCGACAUCACCCACGACAUCGAAGCGCUGGCGAGGGACGAGGAAGAGGAGGAGGAGGAGGAAGAGGACAACUACCUGUGAAAGGAGAGCCGGCACCCCGCACCCUCCCAUUGCUGUACCCCCCAGCCCAGCCUCGCCACUGCCCCAUGCCUGGGGAUGUUGUCCCCUCCUCUGUCACCACGGGAGGGGACAGGGGCUCUGGCAGCUCUCGGCAGGGCUGAGGACAUGGCAGAGCAGCUGGGGAGGGGGGGAACCCCGGCUGGUAAUGCCGUGUGCUGUGAUUCCUGCAGAUUGCAAUUAAACGCUGGAGCGUUUCAUAAAAUCACGGAACUGUCAGGGUUGGAAGGGACCUUACAGCCCACCCAGUUCCAACCCCCUGCGUGGGCAGG